This is a messenger RNA of Varroa destructor (honeybee mite), 4165 nucleotides long. Its product is annotated as putative sodium/potassium/calcium exchanger CG1090. Gene Ontology annotation, molecular function: calcium channel activity; calcium, potassium:sodium antiporter activity. Gene Ontology annotation, cellular component: plasma membrane. Gene Ontology annotation, biological process: intracellular calcium ion homeostasis; calcium ion transmembrane transport. The record is from RefSeq and is a predicted model, not a curated record. Lineage: Eukaryota; Metazoa; Arthropoda; Arachnida; Mesostigmata; Varroidae.
AGGGUGAUUCCUUUAGGUUGUCGAACUUGGCGAUAGGUGUGACAGUCACCUAGUCAAUGGUCGAAAGAGCAAGGAGGCUACAUUUUCCUAGCACAAAAUACUCCAGGGUAGGCUGAAACCUUUUUACAUUUCCUAUUACUUCGUCAGUGACGUCGGGUGGGUGCGAAUAAUUGAACAGCUGAAACAGGGCACGAAGAUAUUGUAAGCUAACAGCGAUAAGAAAAAUGCUGAAUGUUUUUUAUGGAUCCACUUCAUUGUCUUUGAUAUAACUGACGUAAGUUGAGGCUGCCGAAGGUAACAAGAAAAAAAAAGUUGACAACGAAAAAAUGGAACACGAAAAGAGUGAGUGUCAUAAAUCUUCUGCUACCAACUGAUCCUUCAUCGUCCCCUCGACGAGUGUCGCCGUGAAGAUUUGCAUUUUGUGUGCCUUUGUGUGUAUGUUAGACUUUAGAAGUGAAAAGGAAGAAUUCUGGGCAUCGAGUGACACCACCAUAUGUAUUAGUGCUUUUAAAUGAAAAACUAGUAACUGUUUUACAAUGUGUGAUGAUCUGAAACUCUAGAGCCUCCUGCUUUUCAUUAUUACCACGAAGUGAAUUCAAUCAGAAAUAAGAAGCAACAAACAAAAAUGGAACCAUUUGAUUGAGCCACUAUAGAUAAUCCAAUGUAAGCUGCGUACAUGAGCCGUACAUGUCUCGGCACAAGUUACACAGACUUCGACAGCAGAAAAGAGAAGUUAGCCAACUUCUAGUUAUAACGACCGAAAAAAAAAUUACGAAAGCAACAAAGCGUUGUUCGGCCGUAAGCGAUGGGGGACCGGCUACAUGCUGUACGCACGUACAGAAAUCCAAUGCGAAAGCACGUGAUUAUUCCAGGCGCACUGCUCCUAGCGCACGUUGUGUUUGCUGCGGUGAAUCAUAAUGAACCGACUUAUCUAUCAUCUUCUAUACACCCGCUCUCAAAUAUAUAUCAUGAAAACGGUGUGUCAAUAAUUGGGUCUCCUCUGGAAAACUGCACUCCUGCAGCAGUUGAGCAGUUUCCCAAGCCGAUGCUCACAAUACAACAACGCCGUCGGGGGUGGCUGGCAGUACACAUUAUUGUUGCUAUAUACAUGUUUGCCGCGUUGUCCACUCUCUGUGAAGAAUAUUUCGUUCCUGCUAUUGAGGUUCUCACAGAGUCUCUUCAAAUUGACCUUGACGUAGCUGGAGCCACGUUCAUGGCCGCUGCCAGUUCCGUACCGGCUAUCGCUGCAUCGAUUAUUGCUAUCCUCGUUGCUAAGGGUGAUUUGGGAGUCAGUACCGCAUUAGGAUCGGCCGUGCUAAACGCUGCUGGAGUUGUCAGUGUAAGCGCUCUUUUUGCUGGAAAGGUGGUAACACUUCAUCGAUGGCCAAUGUAUCGAGACAGCUUGUUCUUCCUAAUCAGCGUUAUCGUAAUGCUGAUUGCCAUGUAUGAUGAUCUCAUCACAUGGUACGAGGCUACGAUUCUUGUUGCCUGUUACUUCAUUUAUGCCAUAUUCAUGUCGUUUGACGCUAAACUCGAAGCGUUUUUUGUCAAGAGGUUUUCGUUCCUGCAAGACCGUGUCGACUACCCAGAAGGAAUGUUUCCUGCCCAGGCAACAACGCAGGACGCAAGUGCUCCUGUUCCAACGACCAUUUCGACGAAGGAGUUCGAUUCGGCUCCUCAAGGUAAACCGCAUUGCUGGAAGGGGGCUGAAAGUAGAUGUCAUUUGUUCUGGCAACCGUCAGUUUCCCCAGGCAGGUUCCCUAAGGGUAACCGAGCGGAGGCUAUCGUUGAACCCUUACCGCAAAUCGAUCGUGGAGCUUCCUCCAUCUGUUCGGGUCCUCCUCGAGGGUCAACGCCGACGUAUGUCGCUGAUUUCCCUAAAACGAAGCAGCGAGGCAAGUUCGUCAACGAGCAGAUUAUUGCUAAUGAAAUCAUGAAGAAUCAGGUGAUGGCCGCUGUAGCAGCCUCGAGCCGUGGAUCUGAGGGUUCAUUGGACGUCGAUCUCAAGUCACCUCUGAAGCCGCCCCGCAAUCAUUUCCUAAAGAUCUUUUGGCUGUUCUACUUGCCAUUUACGAUGCUUUUUCAUCUGACGAUUCCCAACUGCCAACGGAAAAAAUGUCGCAAAUGGUUCCUUGCAACAUUUAUUAUGAGUACAUUCUAUAUCACACUGGCAUCUUAUCUACUCGUCUGGAUGAUCACUAUCAUCGGUUUCACGCUAAGCAUCUCGGACACGGUUAUGGGUUUAACCUUUCUAUCAAUCGGCGUAACCCUACCAGACAUCGUCUCGAGUUUGCUUGUUGUCAGGAAAGGAUUUGGUGACAUGGCUGUGUGCAACGCCCUCGGGUCGAACAUUUUUGAAAUCCUCGUCGGUCUGGGCCUGCCAUGGCUAAUUAAAACGGCAGUUAUUGAACCCGGAAUACCUAUACUUGUCGAAAGCAAAGGAAUGAUGUAUUCGACUAUUUCGCUAUUGCUGACAUUAUUCUUUUUGAUCGCACUAACACACUGGAAUCGCUGGCGGAUGAGCAGACUCUAUGGAGCUAUCCUGAUGACGUGGUAUAUCGCCUUCCUAAUACUUUCAACUCUCUACGAGCUUGGGAUUUUUGGUAACCCUAGACAACCGAUGUGCUCAAGCAAUUACUAGUUCUGUGAAUUCUGAGUACUUUCAAUCGCUGAACAUUUAUCGUUAGCGAUGGUCCUUACGACAAACGGUAUGCGUUGCUGAGGGUUUCCUUUUAUGUGUUCGACGGUCAAUUGAAACGCAAAUGAAUUCUGAGCACAACUUUACAGGCAGAAUUGCGGAUUAGUAUCUUACCUAUGUCGCUGUCAUAUGUAGAGGAUGAUGUCUAGUAACCAUUAUGGUCAGUAGACCAAAAAAGCAUUCUCACAGCUUAUAAAGUAAUUGUCUUCAAGAGUUCGAAACAUUUCAAUAUGGGAACAUAUAUUUGAGAAAUAAGUAUAACAGGAACUACGUUUGUGGGUUUUUUAUCUACAGAAUUCGUAAUUUUUAGCCAACGCACAUUCUUUAGUAAUACUGGGAUAACUAAGAAUAUCUUUAAGAACAAGCAUUGGCCCACAUGCUGUGAACUUCAUACGGCCUUUAUCAGGAUCGUCAUCAUGGUAAUGAAAUUAAUUGUGCUAGUGUUCUCUCGUAAAUAGAAUCCAGUGACUCUCUGAAAGAUAGACAAUCAGUUACUCAUGUCAAAAAACGAUUCGAUAUCUAGCGAUGACAAGUUGGUCCCUUGUCUAGCCAUAAUGAAAAGUGUGGACAAAGCAGAUAGAAUUUAGCUGACUGAAAUUAGCAAUUUAGUUCUAAGGUAAAAGUUCAUCAUUAACAUUAUUGGGAGUACAAUAAAAUAUAAAUCAACUGCCGCUUAAUGGAUAUGUUUGAUACACUGAUGUAGUAAUUAUUUCUGUUUUUUACAUUUCUUCACGCCGAACUUAUUCAUAUUUCAAAAAAUCGAGUAUCGAUUUUGGCUUACUUUAGAGGCCGACCGAUUCUUGAGAACCUAGUUCUAUCAAAUUACAUUGUUAAAAGACUGAUUGAAUCCAGAAAAAUCAUCUGAAGUAGUAUGCAUACGAGUGUGAAAGUUUCUGAAAGAGAGAAAACAGUGUGGGUUCUGUUGUUACGUGGUAGUAAGGUCCGGUCACGUGUCGUCAUCAGCAUCAUCAUAGAGCUCGUGUCAGGGAGUUACGCGAUUGUCAGUUGAAACGAGAUGGCGCCAUAGUAUAUCCCGCGUGGUUUGCCAAGGCAGAUUAGGGCGUAUCCGUGAUGUGUAGUUUGCUGAUCGAAACGUAUCUUGAAAGAGUUUACGGAAAUGGAAAAGAUAUUCCAGGUUAACUGGCUAGUACAGACAUUUUAUACUGCUGUGUGCAAUUUCUAUAGUAUUCUAAUUAAACAAUUUUAAUUUAGAAAAAUGCUUCUUAAGCUCGCCAUCGCAUAUUUGUUACCAGCGGCGAAAACUCGUUAACAUCUGAUACCGGAAUCUGUCUUGAUCCUUGUAACUAAAACAGAAUUAACGGAAUAUCAUCAAAAUAUAUUGACUAAUUUAUAUAGUAUAAUUCAUAAGACGUAUUUUGUGUGUUUCUAAAAAAUCAUAUUUGCUAGUAAAAUCUGAUGCGAUGUAAAAGGCACGAAACCAUUCCUUCAUUAUGUUACUUAAUCACU